Molecule: messenger RNA, 11804 nt
Organism: Micropterus salmoides (largemouth bass)
Lineage: Eukaryota; Metazoa; Chordata; Actinopteri; Centrarchiformes; Centrarchidae
Product: MBT domain-containing protein 1-like
Exons: 18
Coding region: 50-2296 (748 amino acids)
Biological process (GO): regulation of DNA-templated transcription
Cellular component (GO): nucleus
Molecular function (GO): zinc ion binding
Source: RefSeq, a predicted model, not a curated record
CGCAUUGGGCGUAUGAUGAUUUUGUUGACAUGUCUGCCGCUGGCUUUUAAUGAUUAUUUCUGCGGGUUUUAGUGCUUCACUGAGCGUGUCCCCCCCCCCGCGGUCCGGCCUGAUGGAAAACCCGAGAGACCUGGUGGAGCGUUCGUCCAGGAAGCGCCGCGACUCCUUCGGGAUGCUGGACGGUCUGGAGGAGGACCGGAGCAGCUGCAGCACCGAGUCCAGCGGGGGGAGUGGAGCCUCCAGCCCAGAGGACAGCGAGGACGAAGAGUUAGGAGGAGGAGGAGGAGGAGGAGGAGGGGGAGGAGUGACCCAACUCACCUCCACCUCCUCCUCCUCCUCCCUGACGCUCAUCAAGACUAACGGACAGGUGUACACCUACCCUGAUGGCAAGGCAGGCAUGGCGACUUGUGAGAUGUGUGGGAUGGUGGGUGUCCGAGAUGCUUUCUACAGUAAAACCAAACGUUUCUGCAGCGUCUCGUGCUCCAGAAGUUACUCCUCCAACUCCAAGAAGGCCAGCAUCCUCGCCAGACUGCAGGGGAAGCCUCCCACUAAGAAGGCCAAGGUUCUGCAGAAACAGCCUCUGAUGAGCAAACUAGCUGCCUACGCUCAGCACCAGGCCAACCAGCAGAGUGCCGUCAGGAAGAGCGUAACCGUGGAGGUGUUUGACUGGGGUCGUUACCUUGGAGACGGAGAUGUGAUGGGAGCGCCGGUCAGCUGUUUCAAACAUGUCCCGAUGGGGAAGUCGUGGGGCGACAUCAGUGAAGGCGUCCGGGUGGAAGUCCCGAACACCGACAGCAGCCUGCCCAUGAAGGUGUACUGGAUCGCUGGCAUCAUCAAACUGGCCGGUUUUAAGGCCUUGCUGCGGUACGAGGGUUUCGACAGCGACUCCACCAGAGAUUUCUGGUUGAACCUGUGUGUGCCGGACAUCCACCCGGUCGGCUGGUGUGCUGCUGGAGGAAAACCUCUGGUCCCCCCUCAGACCAUCCUGCACAGGUUCACCAACUGGAAGACGUUCCUGAUCAAAAGACUGACGGGAUCCAAAACGUUGCCGCCGGACUUCUCCUCCAAGGUCCAGGACAGCAUGCAGGUUCCCUUCAAGAAGCAGAUGAGGGUGGAGGUGGUGGAUAAAACUCACCUGUGUCGGACUCGGGUCGCUCUGGUUGAACAGGUGAUCGGCGGCCGUCUCCGUCUGGUGUACGAGGAGUGUGAAGACGGGACGGACGACUUCUGGUGUCACAUGUACAGUCCUCUGAUCCACAGCAUCGGCUGGUCUCGCUCCAUCGGACACCGCUUCAAACGAUCCGAUGUGUCGAAGAAGCUGGGCAGCCAGACGGACGCUCCAGGACAGCUGUUCACCAAGGUGAAGGAGGUGGAUCAGAGCGGCUCCUGGUUUGAAGACGGGAUGAAGCUGGAAGCCAUCGACCCCCUGAACCUGUCCGCCAUCUGCGUGGCCACGGUCAGGAAGGUGCUGGCAGACGGGUAUCUGAUGAUCGGUAUCGAUGGUUCGGAGGCAGCCGACGGUUCUGACUGGUUCUGUUAUCACUCCACCUCUCCCUCCAUCUUCCCCGCCGGCUUCUGUGAGAUCAACAACAUCGAGCUGACCCCCCCCAGAGGUUACACCAAUCUUCCCUUCAGAUGGUUUGAGUAUCUGAAGGAGAGCACGUCUGUAGCUGCGCCUGUCAAUCUCUUCAACAAGGACGUCCCUAACCACGGUUUCCGUCCCGGUAUGAAGCUUGAGGCUGUGGACCUCAUGGAGCCCAGGCUGGUCUGCGUCGCCACAGUGACCCGCAUCGUCCACCGGCUGCUACGGAUACACUUUGAUGGCUGGGAAGACGAGUAUGACCAAUGGGUGGACUGUGAGUCACCUGACCUGUACCCGGUGGGUUGGUGUCAGCUGACCGGGUACCAGCUGCAGCCUCCUGCCGUUAAUGCAGGUUCCAGAGAAGCUGCAUCCAAACAAAGGAAGAAAUCCCAGCAGUACAAGGGACAAAAGAAAAAGAGAAAGUUACCCCUCGCUAAGCGACCUGUCAGCCUCUCCAGCGGCGUGGUAACGGGUGUCCCCAGGAGCCUAUCAGGAGACGAGAACGAGACGCCGCCAAACUACCCAUCACCCCCUACUCCUGCCUCAGCAACCCAGCCCCCCUCUGCUGACCCAGACAGCAGUCCAAACACCGAGGGGGGGCCAGGUUCAGAGAUUAAAGACGAGAACCUUGAAGGAACAGAGUUACCUCCUAAAAGGACUGAAACAGAAACCAAUGGAUCUUCUGGAGAAUUCUUCAUCAACCAGGACCAGUAGGCCCCAUCUAUCCAUCUCUGCCUUUAUCUAUCCAUCCAUCCAUCUGUUUACUAGCUAAGUAAUGCACUUUGCUUCGGUCAGAAGUCAUAAAGCAUAUUGGGCUUUUGUGUCCGAAAUUGCCUCCAUGCCUCCAUCUUAACAUACACCAAUUAACAUACUCCUCCUCAAGUCUUUCUCUUGGUGUUCGGUCAGACCAGAAAGUGGCACAACAAAAUUCCUCAUCACAAAAUCCUAGGUUGUGUUGAAAGCUUGUUGAUGAAGUUGAGGCUACCGUUUCGUAGUCUACAUUCUUCCCACUUUGUGGAUAUUUUAUAAUUAUUUAAAAUAUAGCUUUUUUAAGAUAGAAGAAGAUUUUUUCAUCCCCAAAAACGAAAUUGCACUUCCUUAGAUCCUCAUUUUGGGAAAUAUUUUACAGACAAUAAAAUUGAACAGGUAACUAAAUAAAUAAAAAAUAUGAACAAGUUGCAACUAUGACCUAACGAUAACGUAGCGAUAACGAUAACGUAGCGAUAACGUAGCGAUAACGUAGCUGGCAAGCUACUGGGAAAGUUUUAGUGCUAACCAGCCACAAUAGCGCCUUUCUAGUCUUUACGACCACUAAGCGUUUUUACACUACAUCACAUUCACCCUUUCACUCAUUCAUAAACUGAUGGCAGAGAGACUAAGCCAACUGCACAUCAGAAAGGAAAUGAGAUUCAUACAUUUACACCCCGAUGGCACAGGAACCAAAAGCAAUUUGGGGUUAAGUGUCUUGCCCAACCAUCGACUCUCCGGGUUAGUAGGAGACCGCUCUAACCCGGAACUAAAGCUGCAUAGAGAGCCCAAGUCCGUCCCUUCCGCCCCAUGGGACCUCAUUUCGGGAAAAAUAUGCAUGGGAGUCAACAGUGAAACACGAUUUACGUUUUAAUCCCGCUUGAACUGUGUCCUGAAUUACAAACAUGAUGUUUGUCAGAUUAAAAUAUAAUUUAAGUCGAGAAAGUCGCAGUUUGUUGUAAAACUGUUGGAAGUAACGUUAUAAGACUGUGAAAUUACAUAAUUACAAAGACCACAAACCCAAAAGUCGCGUAUGUGACGUCACAGCUGUUUCUCUUAUGACUAAAGCUAACGUUACUGAAGCUAAUGAAGUGAACUGAAGCUAACGUUACUUAAGCUAACGUUACUGACUCCUACGUCAUUGAAGCAAAGGACCGGUAAAGUAACAUUUAGUUUUGUGUUAAAACCGCUCAAUGAACUACAUCUCUUGUCUAGCACAAUAUACGUCACCAGUAUUUUUAGCACUAUAAUGCUAAGCUAACGUUUAUUGCUUGCUUGCUACUACCUUGGUAACUUAGCUUCCACGCACAGAUGUAUCUCACCUGAUGUGUUUAAUCCAACAAUUCCUGGUCCUUUCAUCUUCAUCAUCAUCAUCUUACACAUGGAAGUUCUUUGAUGUUAUCUUCACUAACGUUAGCUUCAGUCACUGGGUGAACAGUUAUAUCACAUAUCCAACUUUUGGGUUUGUGGUCUUUACAUUUACAUAUUUUCUUAUCCUUCGACUGUUUUACGACAAACUGCAACUUUCUUCAAUUAAAUUAUCUUAUAAAAUAACAAAUAUCAUGUGUAAAAAAUUUGUUGUAUUGUGAAAUAAGGUCCCAUGGUGGUCCACCCAGAAGGGGCGGGACUUAUGUUCUCUACAGCCCACCAAGCUGCUAACUGCCACAUAGCUCCGCAGUCUAGAAGUGUAACAGAGCUAAAGUGUUCGCUUAUCAUCACUUUUUGUUAUAAAAGUGUUUUCAAUCUGUUUCAUUUAAAGCUUCAGGUUUACCAGCAACAAUAGACCGCUAAGCUAACUAGCUUAGUCGCUAACAGGAUAAAAAGCUCUGUUUAUUUAACAGAUUAUGUAUUUUCACGUAUGUAAUUUCUUUUGAAAUGAAUUGAUUUUCAGCUGAAAUUGUCAUUGAUGCUGGUGUGACUGGAUCCUUUCCCAAACUCCUUCAUGUCAUAAUCCUUUUUUGUGGCUUUCCCAAAAACAAAAUACCCUUUCACAGCUACACGGGGGGGAAAUAUUGCUCAUAGACUCUUCAGAAUAAGCAAAAAGGGCAAAGAAGAACAGAAUACAGACGCAAAUAAAGAUAAAGAAGAAGAAAAUGUGGGCAGGUAUGUCGGUGGGUAGAUAACAUGAUGAGAAAAACUUUUGUAUGAUGAAUUUUUCAACGCCAAGAUCUUUGUUGUUUGUUUGUUUGUUGUACGUGUUUACAUGGUGUUUUCGAGAGUCAAAACUCUUGACGUAAAAAUACUGGAUGCUGUGUAAUGUCAUGUUGAGAUUAACAGUCAUUUAAAAACUUUGUGUGUUUGAUAAUGUGAGUGCUGUGGUUUGGAUUCUGGAUUGCUGAGUUUUUAGGAUGCCACAAAAUAAGAAACCAGCUAACAAGAGCCCACAGCAGUUUAACCGUUUUUGUUUUUUGAGCCACGGUUAAAAAGUCUGCAUUUUUAUAGAGUCAUGUUCAGCAGGUCAAAGUAUCUGAGAUAAGAAAUAAUGUAUUAGCUAGAGUGUAUUGUUAUCUGGUGUUCAGCAUCAGUUUGGUGGAAAGUUUAAAAUCAGCCAAAAGUGUGUGAAGUUUUGCUGAAUCAAAAUUCUUCUCUUAAUCAGAAACAAACUUUUUUGUUCCAAAAAUAAGUUCAGUCAUAGCUACAGGGCUCUGUCAGAGUAACUGUAAUAAAUAACUUGUACAAAAAAUUGCAAUAAGAGAUCAAUGUAGAUCUGAGUAUAGUUUAAAAAUUCCAUUCUUGUGCCAGUAUGAUAUUUGAGUUUCCGGACCAAUGAGAAAAUAGUUCAACACCUCAUAGUUCGAUACCAUUUUAUAUAUAUUUAGGCAUUUACCAAAAAGUCAUAACACUUUAUAUAGAAAGUUUAAUGUUGUCUUCACCCAAGCUAUAAAAUAUGAUAUGUUAAUAUAGGCCCGAGUUCAAGAUCUGAUAAUCAAACUGACUGCUGAAGAAGGUCAAGUAUCGGAAAUUGAAGCCAAAUAUUUAGUCAUAUUCUUAACAUACCGUAAAACUUCAGUUAGACGCCUGUCCUGGUUACUGGCCUGGUGUGGCUACAUGUUUUGACAAAUAACCGCAGGUCUCAAUUAGAAGCCUGGUUUGGUUUUUAUAGAAGUUAAUUGAAUGUAUAAAACCUCUUAAAGCCCACCGGGUCACCUGUUUAAGCAUGGCUGCUUAGACUGUGCACACUAAUAUAUAAACGUUUAAACUUGUGUCAAAACAGACAUACUACACAGUUACAUCAGUUAGAUUCUCUACAAUUCAAUCGUUCAGUUCAUUUUUAAGGGAGCCUUGAGCACCAAAGUAUAAUUCAUUAAGAUUUACUGGUAUGGUAAAGGAAUUAAAGUCCCAAAUAAAGGCCGGGUGAGUUAAUUGUUUUAAGCAAAGAAAAGCCUGGGAUACUAAUUGGAAGUUUUGCGGUAUUCAUAAUGACUUGUUCUUUUAUCAGGUAAUUCCUGAUUUCCUCAUAAUUUUAGCAGUUUUUAAGUUUGGUGAAGUCGUGACCACUCACGGGGCUAAUUGGUGAACAAUUGUAGCUGGAUAGCCAACAGCUAACACGCUAGCCAGUGGCGAACAUGCUAGUAGUAGUAGUAGUCACAAUAAGUGUCUUAGCUUCUCUCUAUUUUCUCCGUAUUGUUAAGUUUACUUCCCUUCUCAGGAUUGUAGAUCAUUUAUUCAUUAAAGAGUUACUGAAGAGGAAAAAAUAGCUCUCCAAGCUAGCUUUCUCGUUAGCCCAGUUGCUAACGGCAUAAGGAUUUAUUACUAAACAGAUUACUAAAGAGCAGUUUGGAUGUCAGCAACAAAGCUAAUAUGACAUGCCAGCUUCCUCUGUUUUUGACUUGCCUGCAUACUUUGUAGAAAAACAUGAUAAUGUCUUUCCAAUUAAGGUAUCAACAAAAAAAUUACAUUGGUAUCAGUGCUGAAACUCGGGUAUCGUAUUGUCUGGUAUUUAAAACCUGGUCCAACCUUAUACUGUUUUUGAUACUCAAAUCAAACACAAAUCGAUUUUUAAUGUACAGGUGCAUCUCAAAAAAUUUGAAUAUCAUAUCAAUCAAAACUUCACUUUCCUAAAAUGUGUUAGAAUUUCAGAAUAAAAAAAAUAUAAUCACAAUGAACUUUUCUACAAUGUUCAAAUUUUUUGAGAUACAUCUAUAGUUUUUUAAUAUAGAGUCACACAAACACUGAAGUUGAUGAAGAAAUUAAAUGCACAGAGUCAGACUUCCUUCGAUAAAUAACAAAACACUUCUUGGACAGCUAAGAGUAGUGAUGUCUUCACAUGCUAACUAUAGAUACCUCAAUAAAAAGUAUAUUAAAUAAUGGAUAUGAAUGAAUAUAACAAUUAAGAAUAUUUAGUAUUUCAUUGGAAAACAAAAUUGCAUAAUAUGGUGUAACAGAGAUCAUUAAAAAUAACUGAAGAGUAUAUUUGAUUUAAAACAUUCUAAUAAUAAAGAUUUUCAAGUUCUAAAAACUGGUAGAUAAAUAACAGGUUUGUUAUAAAGUUAUUGAGUUACAGGUUCACAAAGAAAUCAGAAUAAAUAUGAGUUUCAAAUUUUAAUACUACAGUAUUAUUUUGAUUCAAGUUAUUUAUCAUAAAAGGGAGGGUGUUGCAUUCACCAAAGGGAAAAGAUGUUAUUUAUAACUUCCGUAACCGUAAUGACUUCAGACUUUCCCAGCUGAGUUUAGCUGAAACAUGUGUGUGACAGCACACACCUGUGUGACAGCAUGCUAACGUGCUAGAGCUAGCACGUUAACAUGCAUUUUAAACAAAUGUUUGAUAUUUACAUGCUGAAAGAUUUAGCUGGAAAGGAUUCCGUAAUGUUACAGUUAUGUCAAUAUACACUCCAUCACCCAUUCAGUUAAAAAAUGAUGAAAAAUCAUUGAAGAAUGCAUUUCUCGUUUUUGGUGUGAUUCUUGGCCGCCUCCCGCAGACUUCAUUACCCACAUUGGAACCACGACAUUAGAUCUUUUGGGGCUGAGUGUGGGACAGACUGCUACGGUGACUGCACUUUUUCUAGCAUAUUGGCAAGUCUGUGUUAGCCUUCAUCUCACUGCUGUGGCUGACAGUUGACCAUUUAAGGAAACAAGGCUUUUCGUUUUUCAGGUAUCAUGUAGGAUAAUAAAAUGCUGAACAGGUGUGAAUUUCAACCCGCCAUUUGCGCAGUGUCACCAGACAUUUCACCAGAAUCAUAAGAGUGCUGCAGGGAUGAUGUAUAUUUGUAGGUCAAACAGAAAGUGCACUGAUUUCCCUCGACAAAAAGCCAGUGGGAUUUUUCCACUGGAUUUUGGAUUAUUGCAGAAAAAUUUGCUCUGUGGCAAACAAAAGGUUAUUAUGCUUUCAAGUUUUGAUCAGCAAGAUAAUCCUUCUACCACUUUUAUUGUUUUUAAAACGUUAAAGCAAUCGCUAGAAGUAAAGACAAGAAAAGAAUUUCCAGGUUUUAGGACUUCUAGAGAUCCCAAGUCCCCUCCCUUCUGCCACACCGAAAAAAUUUUUUGUCAAUCACGAGAGACAAAGUUUUAAAAUCCUGUUUGAAUUGAGUCCUGAAUCACACAUAUGACUUUUGUCAGUGUAAUUAAUAAUUUAAGUCAAGAAAGUCGCAGUUUUGUCGUAAAACAGUAAAGUAACAUUUAGUUUUGUGUGAAAAAUGCAGUGAACUACAUCGCUUGCACAAUGUACGUCAGCAACAUGUUAGCGCUAUAAUGCUAAGCUAACGUUCAUUGCUUGGUUGCUACUAGCUAGGUAACUUAGCUGUGUUCCAGGCACAGGUGUAUCUCACCUGAUGUGUUUAAUCCAACAACUCCCGGUCCUUUGCUCGUUUGACUCAGUGACGUUAGCUUCAGUAACGUUAGCUCCAGUCUUUGACGUCACAUAUGCGACUUUUAGGUUUGUGGUCUUUGUAAUUACGUAUUUUCAGUUUUAUACUUUUUAAGUUUUACGACAAACUGCGAUUUUCUUGACUCCAGUUAUCUUUUAACCUGACAAAUGUGUGUAAUUCAGAGCACAAUUCAAGGAUCAAAAAAUUUCUUGCGUGUUUUUUUUCCAAAAAUAAGGUCCCUGGCGGUCCACUGGAAGGGACCUAACCUAGGCUCUCUAUUCUUGCAGCACUCUAUUGGGUGUCAUCCUCUUAGGACCAAGAAUGUAUUAAAUUUCAUGAACUAAAUGUUGAGCUUUCAACCACAUCUUGUGGCCCUUCAGAAGUAUAACAUUUUACAAAAGCUCAGUUUGUUGCAAAGAAAACGCUGCCUUAGUGCGUAGGGAAGAAAAAUCAAUAAAGAGAAAAGAUGCUUUUAAAGAUAGUAUAUAUAUAAAAUAUAUAUAUAAAAAUAAGUUUGUUUAUGUGGACAAAACUGAAGAAAGACUUUUGAAACGUGACGUGUUCUUCCAGCGUCAGUAUCACUUGAUUUAAAUCUGUGAUGUUCAGUGUUAGUUUUGCCUGAGCUUGUGUAUAUCUGAAUAUGCCGAGUUUGUAGAGACAAUAAGAUGGCAGUAAUGUGAUUUAUAAAUGCCAUGAGGAAAUUUUUUAAUUUUUUUUCAAUUUUUUGAAUAUCGACUAUUGGGUAGUUUGUGUGCAUUUGAUUCAAACACCAGUCUCAACCUUGUUUGUGUCUCUGGAUGCGAACUUGUUAUCAGUGUUUGUAGUAAUGUUUACCAAUCAAAACUUCUCCAGUAUCACCAAUGAUUAAUCAAAAGCAGGUCCAAUGGCCUUAAAGGUCCCCAGUUUACACAUAGCUAGCAGUACAACUAGAGCUACAGUGUAAGCAGCAAUCUAAUAUAAUUAGUAGUGUUAAUUUCAUCAAUGGAAACUAUGACCGCAAAUAUUAGUAUACCUUUAUGUCACACUAAACAAUAGACUAGCAAAUUUGCCAAAGUAACAUUAAAAAUUGAACUAAAACUAGUUUCUAAACUAAAAGUUUCAUUUAAAGACCUGGUAAAAACAGAACCUUUCACCAUCCAAAAAUAUCUCUUCAGAAGUCGAUUCAGCCAUUUAGACAAUUUGCACUCACAUUUUCAGUUAACGUGUACGCUAGUAGCUAAUAUUACUCCUUAUCUGACUAAAACAAAAUCUAAAUCAAGUGCCAAAAUUACCAUUGAAAUUGUAAACUAUUUUAAAGUAAUCUAAACCCUGGAUGCCCAUUUCUGGGAAAGAAAAUGAAAAAUUUAGACAUGAUAAAAAUAGAAAUACUCAUAGGAAGUCAGUUUUACUUUGAAGUUUCCAAUCAUAUGAUUUUUAGAGCCCAACUGAUAUAAAAUUUUUAAGACUGAUACCAAUUUUGAUAUUUAAGGAUUUUAAAAUACGAUAUUCCGAUAUAUUGGCCGAUAUUUUUUUUUCUUCUUUUCAGAAACACAUAACAUAAACAAAGAUUAGAUUAUCUCUAACAUUUGUUAUGUGUAGUUAUGAGACCUAACCAAGAUAACGUGACGUAUUGCAGUUUGAAAUCAAACUUUUUUAUUGUUUUAAAUAAAAUAAAAGUACAGCUGAUUGCUGUGUUUUGUGGUUCCAAACAUGUGUGGACAAACUAUGCAGCGGAAAAACUCAUAAGAAGAUUGAAGAAUCAGUCUCUGUUUCUUUUUUAAUUGUCAUUUAACCUGCUUUUAUAAACAGCAAUACUGAUUUAUGUGCAAUUAGCUCAUAUCGGUCGAUAAUAUUGGCACGCAGAUUUAUUGGUCUGGCUCUAAUAAUUUGAAUAUUUCGCUUUCCAAUCUUAGAUCUCUUAAUUUUUACUUAACUUAUUGUCUCAUCAUUCUUACAUCUAACUCAAAUUUUUGACUCACUAUUACAUACUAUCUUACAAUCUUUACUAAGUAACUCCAGAUUUUGACUUUGUAGCUCAUAAUUUUGACUUAAUAUUUCAUAACUUAGACUUUUGUUUUUGUCAUUUCUAAAUUUUUAACUGUUUUCUUGACAAAAAUGAGCUUCCACACUAAUCUAAUCUAGGUGCCUGUUUUCCAGGAGGGAAAGGCAUGAUCAUAACGCACGAAUAAAGUGCUAUAGGGCUCACAGUGUAAUCAUGAGUAACUUGCGUGUGUUUUAAACUCGACAGUGUGUGCACGCAUCAAUCCGCACACUCAUAUAGUAGCUGUUUUUCUAAAUUUCACACUUGUUACUGGCACUACUGUGUGUCGUCUGUUUGUGUUUGUUGUGUAUUUGUCCGUGAGUCUCCAAAAAUGUCAAACUGUCUCAUUUGUAUUAUGGUGCUAUCUAUUGAUGAUAUAUACACAUUUGAUAAAGUUUUUAUGGAGUGAUUUUGACAAACUGUCUGUUGACUGUCGACCCCGGUGAGGAACUUGUAUUUUGGAUGCAGAUUUUGUCUAUUGGAGAAAAUUAUGUGUUAUGGGUGAAAAUAUCAAAGUUUAUGGAUUUAAAUCCUUGAAUUCUGCAAUGUUCCCCGUCAGUUUGGGAUGUUAUGUGUGUCUGUCAACAAAGGAAAGGAGGAUUUCAUGGGUUUUAUAGGUUUUGUGGGGGUUUUAAAGGGACUUACUAAAGUGGCAGUGUUUUCUUAAGACUGUGGUUUGGGAUAAUGUUUCAAUGAGUCUGGAAGAUCAGCUGUGGUUGCUUUUGAAACCAAGACAGGUUCAUUUGCUUGUCUAACCCUUGUGUUUCGUUUCAAUUUUAUCUAUUCUGAUUCUACUUAUGGAAUCUGGUUCUUAUUGAAUCAACAUUUUUUGGAAAUUUAGUGACGGUUCCAACUUGGAUCUGGUUUUGAGAUACCCAACCCUAAUAACGAGAGGAAGUUGUAGUUCGCUUCAUGCUACUGACAAAAAGCUUUACAUGGUGGAGUGCUGAGGAUGAUUUUUGGAGUCUCAGUCUGAGGAAAUAAGCUGCUCUCAAGUCUGAAGAUAAUUUUAACUUUUAACUUGACAUAAUGCAAAAAUUCACAAACCUGACAAAACUACUAGCAACCACAGCUGCUCUCUGAUUGGGCUGCGUUUGUCCACAUAAUUUGAAUUUGAUCUUCCUUCCGUAAAGCUCAUAAUCAAGCUUCUGUAUUGUUUUCUUGCCGUUGCAGACGUGUCCGAUCUGUAAAUGUAGACUUUGCAGUACUUCACAGGUAGCCUUCAAAACCUGCAAGACCGAGCCAACAAAAAAAACAGAAUUUUCAUGAAGCUAAAGUUUGCAGAGCCAAACCCAGACUGAUAAAGUUUUAUUUAUUUGUCUUUAAACACAUGUGCCAUUGGAUAAAAGAAGUUGAGAUUUUAAUCUGUGUUCGAUACUGUUAAUGUCCAUUUGGUCCACAUGUUCGUGCUGUGAACAUGAUGUUAACUGAGCUCUUAUCAGCACAUACAAAUGUUUAAAAAAAUCUAUAUAUAGAUAUAAAUCUAUAUACUGUACGUGUAUGACAAAUGUAGUUAUGUACUGAUGUUAACUUUCAUGAAGCUUUUUUUUUAAUACAUUGUGCAAUUUUUGGCAGCAUGAUUGUGAAGAAAUUAUUACAUUUAGAUUAUUCACUUUACAUUUUUAUGCAAUAAAAACUGUUCCGAAAAUAA